AUGGAAAGGAUUCAGAGACGAGCAAUGCAUGUGAUCUUUCCAGACCUCAGUUAUAAUGAUGCGUUUGCAGAGAAUAAACUUUCCAAACUUGGUGAAAGAUGGGAGAAUUUGAGUGAUGAUUUAUUUAGUAAUAUUGUUAAGAAUGAUAAUUAUAAAUUAGCCCAUCUGUUACCUCCUAGAGUUAAUGUAUCUCGGAACAUGAGGAAUCCUAGAACUUUUGAAAUUCCGAUGUGUUAG
Paramuricea clavata is the source of this 237-nucleotide messenger RNA. The record is from the annotation of a GenBank genome assembly. Lineage: Eukaryota; Metazoa; Cnidaria; Anthozoa; Malacalcyonacea; Plexauridae.